AGUGAGUGAGUCGGGGUGAGAGGCUGAGCGAGGCGAGCAGCGACACGAGGACACUUUUCUCCCACUUCUUCUCCAUCCUCCCGUCGGAUGCGAUGCUGCCGUGAGCGCGCCGCUCGUGCUGGCUGCAGAGCUCCAGAGAAGGGCAGCUGAACCCUAACAGCUCCAUGAGUUUGGUUUUGGUGAGCUCGUCGCGUCUCUCUCAGCUCUACCUGGCGUCUCUCGCUCCCCUCUCAGCCUAGUCCCAUCAUCCUUUCCACCAUCCUGCACCAUGUCUCUCUUCACCUCCGCUGCCCCCUUCCUCCUCCUCCUCCUCCUCUUCCUCGUCCCGCUGCCUCCCUGCCAGUCGGAGUCCCAGCGCGGCGAGUCCAGCACCGGCCCCAACCUACUGACGGCCCUGCCCUCCACAUUGUCCUCCCUGUUCCCGACACCCCUGUCUUUGGGAAACGCCACGGGGUAUUCCCGCGCCAACAAGUGUGAGGAGGUGACGGUGUGCAGGCCCGGCAUCCUGCUGCCCGUCUGGAUGCCCGACAAGCCGGCGCUCGGCUACCAGGUGGCCAGGGCCGUCGUGUACUUCGUGUCGCUCAUGUACAUGUUCAUGGGGGUUUCCAUCAUCGCCGACCGCUUCAUGGCCUCCAUAGAGGUCAUCACUUCCCAGGAAAAGGAGGUGACCAUCACGAUGCCGAACGGAGAAACAUCGGUAGCAACGGUUCGAAUCUGGAAUGAAACAGUUUCCAACCUGACGCUCAUGGCUCUGGGCUCCAGCGCUCCGGAGAUACUGCUGUCUGUUAUUGAGGUGUGCGGGCACGAGUUCAAGGCCGGACAGCUCGGACCGGGGACCAUCGUCGGCAGCGCCGCCUUCAACAUGUUCGUGAUCAUCGGGAUCUGCGUGUGGACGAUCCCCAACGGCGAGUCACGGAAGAUCAAGCACCUCCGCGUGUUCUUCAUCACCGCCUUCUGGAGCAUCUUCGCCUACAUCUGGCUGUUCCUCAUCCUGUCCGUCAUCUCGCCAGGUGUUGUGCAGAUCUGGGAGGCCCUCGUCACGCUGCUCUUCUUCCCGGUGUGCGUCCUCCUGGCUUGGAUCGCCGACCGCCGUCUGCUCUUCUACAAGUACAUGCGCAAGCGUUACCGCGCCGACAAGCGCCACGGCAUCGUCGUGGAAACGGAGGGAGACCUGUCACCCACCAAGGGAGGCAUGGAGCUGAUUAUCGAUGGCAAGUUCCCACCUCGAGGGAGCACCGUUGUCCCCGCCGAGAACUGCGGGGACCACCUGGGUGUAGUCAGGGCCCCGGGGACCGGAGCCGGGGCCAACCUGCCCAGCUCCAACAGCAUGAUGGUCAAUGUGGACAGCAAGGAGCUGUGUGAGAGCCGCAAGGAGGUGAUUCGCAUCCUGAAGGAGCUGAAGCAGAAAUAUCCGGACAAAGAUCUGGACCAGCUGAUGGAGCUGGCUAACUACUACGCACUGCUGCACCAACAGAAGAGUAGAGCCUUUUACCGCAUACAGGCGACUCGUAUGAUGAUUGGGGCCGGCAACGUCCUGAAGAAGCACGCGGCCGAUACCGCGCGCCGCACGGUCAUCGCAGACGAGGAGGCGCCGGUGGACGAAGACCUGCCCGUAUGCAGCCGCAUCUCAUUUGAGAGCGCCCACAGCCAGUGCAUGGAGAACUGCGGGGUCCUGAUGCUGGCCGUCGUCUGCCAAGGAGGACUCGGGGAGAACACCUUCUACGUGGACUACAGGACUGAGGACGGUUCAGCCAACGCUGGGUCGGAUUACGAUUAUAGCGAAGGAACGCUGGUGUUCAAACCUGGAGACACUCGUAAAGAGAUUAAGGUCGGGAUAAUCGACGACGACAUCUUUGAGGAGGAUGAGCACUUCUUCGUCCGCCUGCUCAACCUGCGCGUCGGCGACGCGGAGGGGAUGUUCGAGAGCGACGAGGUGGGCGCCAUGCCCAAGGCCCGGCUCGUCGAGCCCCUGGUUGCCACGGUGACCAUCCUGGACGACGACCACGCCGGCAUCUUCACGUUUGGCGAGCGCGUGCUGCGCGUGAGCGAGAGCGUGGGAACCAUGGAGGUGACGGUGGUGCGCAACUCCGGGGCCCGCGGCACCGUCAUCCUGCCGUACCACAGCGAGUCUGGCACGGCCAAGGCGGGGGAGGACUACGAGGACGUGCGAGGGGAGCUGGAGUUCACCAACGACCAGACCACUCAGACUCUGCAGGUGAGGAUAAUCGAUGACGAAGAGUACGAAAAGCAGGAAAACUUCUUUAUUGUGCUGGAGGAGCCCCGCUGGCUCAAGAGAGGAAUCUCAGCUCUGCUGCUCAACCAAGAAGGGGGAGAGGGGCAGAUGAGUGCUGAGGAGGAGGAGGCCAGGAGGAUAGCUGAGAUGGGGAAGCCCAUCCUGGGAGAGCACAGCCGCCUGGAGGUCGUCAUCGAGGAGUCCUACGAAUUCAAGAGCACCGUCGACAAACUCAUAAAGAAGACCAACCUGGCGCUGGUCAUCGGCACGCACUCCUGGAGGGAGCAGUUCGUGGAGGCGGUCACCGUCAGCGCAGGUGACGGCGAUGACGACGAGGAGGGACGGGAGGAGCGCCUUCCCUCCUGUUACGACUACGUCAUGCACUUCCUCACCGUCUUCUGGAAGGUGCUGUUCGCCUGCGUCCCGCCCACGGAGUACUGGAACGGCUGGGCCUGCUUCGUCGUGUCCAUCAGCGUCAUCGGCCUCCUCACCGCCGUCAUCGGGGAUCUGGCCUCACACUUCGGCUGCACCGUGGGGCUCCGGGACACCGUGACCGCCGUGGUGUUCGUGGCGCUGGGAACCUCAAUUCCAGACACCUUCGCCAGCAAAGUGGCCGCCGUGCAGGAUCAGCACGCUGACGCCUCCGUGGGAAACGUCACCGGCAGCAACGCCGUCAACGUGUUCCUGGGGAUCGGCGUGGCGUGGUCGGUGGCCGCCAUCUACUGGGCCAUCAAAGGAGAGACGUUCAGGGUGGACCCGGGGUCGCUGGCCUUCUCCGUCACCCUCUUCACCAUCUUCGCUUUCAUCUGCAUGGCCGUGCUCUUGUUCCGGCGCCGGCCCUCCAUCGGCGGGGAGCUCGGCGGCCCCCGGAGUUCCCGCAUCCUGACCUGCAUGCUGUUCUUUGGCCUGUGGUUCCUCUACAUCCUCUUCUCCAGCCUGGAGGCCUACUGCCACAUUAAGGGCUUUUAAAGAAAAAGAAAAAAGGACUGGACGAAUGCACAGCAACACACACAAGCCUGUAUAGUUCCAACCCUCGGUCCAUGCAGUCCACGGGUCGCAAUGUUCACAAGGGCUCGCUGCAGCCCGGAGGCGUCCUGGUCUUUGGUGCAGGGAUGCUAGAAUACUUCAGACAUGUCCAUACACUCUAUUUGUACACGUGUAAACACAUCACUACAAACACACAGCUGGUGGGUUGAUGACGAGCAGAAGCAGGUCUUUGUUAAGGGCGAGAGGAAGGAGAGAAAGUGAGGAGAAGUUUAGUGUUUUUAAAUGGUUCUUUAAAUGUUUGUUGGACUGGAGGGAUCGGGACAUGUAGCUGAGACAGAAACGUGUGUCCACCUGGUAAAAUUCAUCCACAGACUUUACAGCUUCAUGUUUUUACUCUGAGAAGGUGGAGCACUGUGUGUUUGUGGGGG
Molecule: messenger RNA, 3648 nt
Organism: Cololabis saira (Pacific saury)
Lineage: Eukaryota; Metazoa; Chordata; Actinopteri; Beloniformes; Belonidae
Product: sodium/calcium exchanger 2-like
Exons: 16
Coding region: 269-3202 (977 amino acids)
Biological process (GO): cell communication; calcium ion import across plasma membrane; sodium ion transmembrane transport
Cellular component (GO): postsynapse; sarcolemma; axon
Molecular function (GO): calcium:sodium antiporter activity
Source: RefSeq, a predicted model, not a curated record